This is a messenger RNA of Mesocricetus auratus (golden hamster), 4164 nucleotides long. It is a transcript of the gene Cwf19l2, whose product is annotated as CWF19 like cell cycle control factor 2. Lineage: Eukaryota; Metazoa; Chordata; Mammalia; Rodentia; Cricetidae. The transcript is spliced from 18 exons. The record is from RefSeq and is a predicted model, not a curated record. Gene Ontology annotation, cellular component: post-mRNA release spliceosomal complex. Bases 75 to 2753 code for a protein of 892 amino acids. Gene Ontology annotation, biological process: mRNA splicing, via spliceosome.
AUUUGGUUCUUGGAUUGCGACAGUCGUAAAUUGAGGUUUCCCGACGGCUUCCUCGCUUUACGAUAGCUACAACUAUGGCGGCGUUGGGUGGAAGGUUUGAAAGCGCUAGGAGUAUCGAAGAGCGAAAAGAACAGACGCGAAUUGCCCGGGCCGAAGUGUUACGCCAGGCCAAAAGUAAUUUUGAAAAAGAACAAAGGCGUAAAGAACUUAGGCAACUUCGAGGUGAGGACACAUGGAUGCUACCUGAUGUAAAUGAGCGGAUUGAACAGUUCUCACAGGAACACUCCGUAAAGAAAAAGAAGAAAAAGGACAAGCAUUCAAAAAAAGUGAAGAAAGAGAAGAAAAAGAAGAGCAAGAAACAGAAAUGUGAGAACAGGAGUGAGUCUACUGACAGUUCCUCGAGCUCUGAAGAGUGGGUUGAGGCUGUUCCCUCCCAGACACUUGGCAAAGAAAAGACCUGGAAAGUGAAAGACGAAAAGCCAGAAGAAGCAUGUGGCAGCCAUGUUAUGCAGCGGGAUGAGUGGAUGACUGUUGAUUUUAUGUCUGUUAAAACUGUGUCCUCAUCAUCGCUCAAAGCUGAAAAGGAAACCUUAAGGAAAACAGAGCAGGAAAAAGCCCAAGCGCUAGAGCAGUCCAAACUACUAGAAAGAGAAUUGAAUCCUUACUGGAAGGAUGGUGGUUCAGGUCUCCCAUCAGAAAAUUGUAUACCAGUAGUCACUAAAGCUUCAAGAGUAGAGGAUGGUGGAUUAAGCUGGCUAAGAAAGUCUUAUCGAAGAAUGAAAGAACAAGCUCAAAAAGAAAACAGAAAUUUUGAGGAUAUUGUAGCUGAAAAAUAUGGGUCAAUGGAAAUAUUUCAGUCAAAAUUAAAAGAAGCUGAAAACAUUGCACACAAAAGAGAAGACUGUGGGCGGGAACAGUGGAGGAAGCCGGCGUAUGCAGAUAGAACACAGUGUAGUCAUGCGGGCGGCACUUCCGACUUAGUGAGAUGUAAGAAGGGCUCAGAGGACAAACACUUUGCAACAGAGACUGCAAACAGCAGCAGCCGCAGCGGCGGCUGUAAGGUUAGUUGUCCUGAAACAGGGAAGAGGUCCGGAUCUUUAGAAACAUGUGAAAGAGAAUCUGCCCUAAGACAAAGGCAAGAAUCUUCUGGAAAUUUGAGACCUAAAUUCUUAAGACCCUCUGAUGAGGAUGAGCUGUCAUUUCACAGCAAGAGGAGAAAUUUUGAAUCAUCCACGUUAUCUUCUACAUUAGUGGAUCAGACUCCUUUGCAUUUUGAUUUUCGAAAAUCCACAGAGAACAGUGAGGAAAAUUUGACAUCCUGGAGCCUGUCUGGUAGGCGAAAAGACGACCAAAAGCAUUCAGAUCAAAGGCCGUCGGAAACCUGGAGCUGCAGUGCUGAUCAGCACUCUCCAGGAGUCAGCAGAGAACACUUGCAGGCUGAGAGCUUCAAGACUGACCCACCAAGAACAGGACAUCUGCAGGAUGCAAAGUCAACAUUUGCUGGUCCAGAGGCAGAGUCUACCAAUAUCUUGAGUGUUGAUGAAAAGAACAAGUUGGGAGCCAGGAUUAUCAAAGCAGAGAUGAUGGGAAAUAUGGAAUUAGCUGAACAGCUUAAAGCCCAACUUAAAGAGGCAAAUAAAUUUAAAGAAACCACGACACAGAUAUCAGCAAAAAGAUCCGGGGUAGAGCAUGAAGCUGAAGAAGUGAUUCUUGUUAGAACAGAUGAUUCUGGAAGAGCGUGGCCCGUGAACAGCACCAGAGAGAGCCUGUCUGUGAAAGCAGAAAGAAGGAAGAGACAAAGAGUUUCAACCCAUGAGGAUAAAGAAAGGAUCCGAUACUUUCCUGAUGAUGAUCAUCUGAGUCUUAAUGAUUUAAUCAAGAAUGAGAAAAUGGGAACGGAUGUUGAUCAAAACAGACUUUUCAUGAGGAUGGCAACUAAGUUCAUGGGAAAACCAGAUGAUGACCAUUAUACUCUGGAUGACAUGUUUGUCUCCAAAGCAGCUGAAAAAGAGCAUCUUGGUGAAAAGGAAGAAAGCCAAAGGAGGAAAGCGAUUGCUGAGCACCAGAGUCUUGCCACGCAGAUGGCCAACUGUCUGUACUGUUUUGAUAGCUCUCAGUUCCCCAAGCACCUUAUUGUUGCCAUCGGUGUGAAGGUUUAUUUAUGUUUACCCAACUUCCGGUCUCUUACUGAGGGCCACUGCCUCAUAGUCCCUCUGCAGCAUCUUCAAGCAGCUACCAUGUUGGAUGAAGAUAUUUGGGAGGAGAUUCAGAUGUUUAGGAAAUCAUUGGUAAAGAUGUUUGAAGAGAAAGGGUUGGAUUGUGUCUUUUUAGAGUCUAAUAUGGGCAUGAAGAAGCGUUAUCAUAUGGUUUAUGAGUGUAUCCCUCUUCCAAGAGAAGUGGGUGAUAUGGCUCCCAUCUAUUUUAAGAAAGCCAUAAUGGAAUCUGAUGAAGAAUGGUCCAUGAAUAAGAAGCUGAUUGAUUUAUCUUCAAAAGAUAUUAGAAAGUCUGUGCCCAGAGGCUUGCCUUACUUUGCUGUAGACUUUGGUCUUCAGGGAGGAUUUGCCCAUGUCAUUGAAGAUCAACACAAAUUUCCUCAUUACUUUGGAAAGGAAAUCAUUGGUGGUAUGCUGGAUCUAGAGCCUAGACUGUGGAGGAAGGGCAUCAGAGAAAGCUUUGAGGACCAGAGGAAGAAAGCCUUGCAGUUUGCUCAGUGGUGGAAACCAUUUGAUGUCACCAAAAGUAAAAGCUGUUAAGUGUAUCCGGCAUGUGUCAUUUCCAUUCAGUUUAUGUCUACAAGCAACUUUGUCUUGGCCCCUUGGGAAAGCAGCAGCAGCAGCUGACCAUUCUAGUCGCUGGCAUCCAUGUUAGGUCAACAUUUUCUUCCUCAAGGCUCCGGGGGACUUAGUUUGGGUGAUUGUGGAAUAACAGCAAGUGUUUCAGGAUUAUCAGUUCUCAUUCCUUUCUGCAUCUACUACUUAUGGGUAUUCCAAAUUACUUGGCUAUGCUAGAAAAGGACUUGUCUCCAGAGGUCUAGCAAGGCUCCAAGGGAAACUGGGUCUUAUUUCAGAUAGAGUCUGUCACCUAACUUUUUUGUGAUUUUUAAAUAAAACUAGAUGUAUUCAGUACUAAGUGAAAUUUGUUUUCAUAGUUUUAUGGAAGAGUUAUUUUUCUUUUUUUUCCUUGUAGCAUAUAAUAUCAUUAUGUAUUACCUUUGUUUAAAAAAGUACUAAAGAAUCUAAUGAUAAUAAAAAAUAUAUAGUUGCAAAUUUGUUUUUAUUUUGGGACCUUUAAAUAGUCUGAAUUUUGGUAUUCUCAAAAAUAAUUGUCCUAAAGAAUGCAAUUCUCAGUUGUUUGGGUUUCAUGUUAAGUUAAAAUCUGUAGCCAAAUGACUGUAUUGGAAUUUUUAUGUUGUCACAAAUAUUAAAUAAUGUAAGUAUCCAGAGAAUGUUCUUUUUUUCCUGCUUGAUUAAAGAUACUUAAGUUUUAUUGUUCUCAUUUCAUCUUGAGAAAACCUGUUUUUAUAAAAUAUGUGUUAUAGUAACUCUUUUUUAAACAUGUUUUUAUAAAGUCAAAAUGUGGUAUUUUAUUAUAAAAUAUAGUUCCUAUUAGUGUGAAGUUACUCCAGAGUAACUCAUUAUGCAUUUAUUUUAAUGCCAGACUGUCACUGUUUCCAUGUAUGUUCCUUGUAUGUUACAAAAGGCAAUUGGUUUUUGUUCUUUUCGAAUUUCACAAAUAAUGGUAAAGCUUAGUGGCUUCAAUUUUCAGUGCUUAUGAAUUACAUCUAAGUGUGUAUGUGUGUAUAUAUAGUAGAAAUGUGACUGUAAUAUAGUGUUUUCAAACUAUUGGCUUUGUAUCAAGUCUUAGAUGACACUAAAACUUUUAUUUUUAUAAUUAGUGAGUUAAAACAUUUGUUUAUAAAGUCCUGUAUUAUGUUGAUUAUUCAAAAAAUAUAAUUUUUUAACUUUAAUUCAACUGAAUCUGUAGCAGGAGUAUCCCAAAUGAAUUCCUCUUUGUCCUGACUCCAUUUAUUUCUUAUGCACAGUUAAUUUCUCAUAACCUCAGUGACUUGCAAUAAUAACUAUUAUCUUGUAUCUAUAUUUGGGACUUUCAAUGUUUUGUGUGGUGAUAUUUUGUUUGUGAGAUAUCAAAUAAAACUUGCCUGAA